GUUUUUACAGAAGUUCUGAGGUUCCUGAAGGACGAUGCUCUGAAAACCAUCAGAUCUCAUCCAGAAGGAGGAGAGUUCACAGCAUCUGACUUCACCUGGGUGCUGACUGUUCCUGACACCUGGAAGGAUUUCCCUAAGCAGUUCAUUAUUGAAGCUGCAGUUCAGGCUGGUCUUGUAACAGACGCCACUAAAGACAAACUGAUGUUUGUUCUGGAGUCAGAAGCAGCUUUGACCUGGUGUUUGAAGCUUCAACCUGAUGGUUUCAUCACACAGAACCACAGCAGAGACUCACAGGAUCAACCUGCAGGAGCAGCAGAACCUGGUACCAGCUGGAACGAUCCAGCAGGAGGUCAGGAGGUCGUACAGUUUACUGUGGAACCAGAAGAAACCAAAGUCCUGCUGGAGACCCAAAGAGACGGGAAACGGUACCUUGUUGUCGACUGUGGAGAUAAAGAUAUCAAUUUCACUUUUCAUGACGUCCUGGAAGGACGACCUCUGAAGACGCUGCAUGUCGACUCUAAAAUUGAUCUGGGAGGAAAAACUGUGGAGAGAAAAUUCAAACAGCUCCUGAUAGAAAUCUUCUGUGAUGGUGUCUGGGAUGAAUAUGAGGAAAGCUUCCCCAAUGAGGUUCAGAAGAUGAUGUAUGAUUUUACUCGUCUCAAACUUUUGGAUGAAGAUGUUCAGAUCAGUUGCCCGGGUAACCUGGUCAUAGUGGCUCAGAAACAGAAACAGAUUGAAACGUUCUUUGAUUCAGUGGAAGGAGCUUCCUGGGAUGAUGGAUCUAUCAGGAUCUCCAGAGAGAAACUGAGAUCUUUUUAUGAAGAUAGUCUGCAGGGAAUCACAGAGAAACUCAGAGAAAUAUUAGACAAAAAUCUCAACAUUGGGUUUAUUGUGUUAGUGGGAGGAUUGGCUGAGAGCCAGAUUCUACGUCAGCACAUCACUGAUCAGUUUGGACGUCAGUAUAAAGUCCUGUGUCCUCUUAGACCCCAGGAAGCGAUUCUGAAAGGAGCCGUAGAGCUGGGGAGAAACCCAGAGAUGGUGGAGCCUCAGAGGAAACGUCCAGCUUGGUUCAGAUGUUGGUCAUGAG
Messenger RNA from Poecilia latipinna (sailfin molly), 1087 nucleotides. RefSeq names its product heat shock 70 kDa protein 12A-like. The transcript is spliced from 4 exons. NCBI's taxonomy places the organism in Eukaryota, Metazoa, Chordata, Actinopteri, Cyprinodontiformes, Poeciliidae. The annotation marks the transcript as partial. The record is from RefSeq and is a predicted model, not a curated record.